Molecule: messenger RNA, 3402 nt
Organism: Plasmodium coatneyi
Lineage: Eukaryota; Apicomplexa; Aconoidasida; Haemosporida; Plasmodiidae
Exons: 3
Coding region: 1-3402 (1133 amino acids)
Cellular component (GO): eukaryotic translation initiation factor 4F complex
Molecular function (GO): protein binding; mRNA binding; translation initiation factor activity
Source: RefSeq, a predicted model, not a curated record
AUGAACUGCAUGGAUGUAAAGAAGGAGAAUGUCCAGAGCAAUGAAAAAAACUUGAACGAAGCCCAAAACAUUGCAACUACGGAUGGAAACAAUAAAAAGGGGAACGAUGGCGACAUGAAGAGUAAUAACCCUGGAAACAACAGCGCGUCUAGAUCGUACAACCAGCAGGGAUUGACAAACAGCAAGCAGAGUAGCAACCCGCGAAAUAUGGGAAAUGAGUAUAAUAACCAGAGUAGCGGCUCAAGUUACAUGUCUAGGAAUGCAAAUAAAUCUAUCGAAAGCAACAGUUUUUCUUCCAUGAAUAAUAAGAGCCAUGUAAUACAGCAAGGAAACUGGAGGGCAAAUGAGUACGGCAAUUCACGAGGCUAUAGAAACAAUGUCUAUUACAGUAACGAAUUGAAUGCCAAUAGGAACAGCCCAGAAAGAUCCAAAUAUCAUUACAGUAAAAAUAUGAGCAGCUCGGAUAAUUCAAGGUAUGGUUAUGGCAGGUAUUAUAGCAGGAACAGUUAUAGUAAAAAUUCGUAUAGGAAUGACUCCGUUGUGAAGAAUGUAAGCUCCGUAACCAGUGCAAAGGGUGUGAACAAGAACAUUAACAAUAAUAGUAGUAACACAAAUAAUACUGUUAGUGUCAGUAGCGGUACGCCCUCAGCCAGUAGCAACAGCAUGAACAACCCGAACGGUGUGAAUAUCGCCAGUGUAGAUAACCACGCAAAUAAUGAAACAAUGCUGAACAAUCAGAACAAGGCGGAAAAAGCAAAUCAAAAUGAGUUCACAAAUGGGGAAGGAAAACUUAACAACAAUUUUAGCAACAUGAAUAAUAAGGACUUUUACGAAAUUGCAAAUAAGGAUAACCAGAUUACAAAGUCGAGCAUGCAAAGUGGUGACGGCACGGUUAACUAUGGCACUAGCCCAUAUGAUAGGAAGAAUAUGAACUACAGGAACAACCAGAACAGUGGGAAUUCUAAGAAUGAGGGCAAUAGUAGUGGCAUGCCUAGUAGAAAUAUCAGCGUGGAUGGAGCAAAUAAAAAUAGUUCGGCUGAAUUUAAUCCCAACCAGAAUUAUAACUCGACACAAGCGAAGUAUACUGCACUGAUGGAAAAUAAUGCGAAUUCGACUACUGCUAGGUUAAACAGUCCAUCUGGUAGCUUAAAUAACUCAUCAUUCUACAAACAGAAGUAUGAAAAUAACGCUCCCGUGAAUGGCGCUAAUCAAGGGAAGAAUGAAUAUCUGCCUUAUGCUGGGCAAGGGGCAAACAAUAAGUACUACGCACCGUACAGAGGAAGCAACAGUGGUAGUAAUGAUAGGGGAAGCGUGAGCAGGGUAAACUCACAGAGCGCCGUCUACAUGAGCUACAAUAACCAAAAUAAUAAGGGCAAUAUAUACAGUAGUGAAAAUGCCAACAGGAAUAGACUAAAUUAUGCCUUCAAUGCGAACGCCAGAAAUGUGGGUCAGAUGGGCACAAGCGGAAAUAAUGCAUAUCCCGAGAAGAGCAACCCUUCCGGUGUUAACCGAAACGGCAUGGAUGCAACAAAUAAUUCUUACCCACACUCUUCAGGGAACGCCAAUUUAAAUAAUCAGGAGACCUCUAAUGCGAACCACUUGAAUAACAUGCCUCCCACGGAUGAUGCAAAUUUUACCAAAAGGGAGUGUGAAAACGUGGAUAAUAAUAAUUACGCACCCCCUGUGAAAGAGGAAGGAGGCUACCCUUUUGAAAAUAAAACCGAUACCAACACGAAUGGAAAUUUUAACGCUCAGUCGGAUUUUGCUAACAAAGGAACAACAAGUACUUUCAACAAAGAAAGCGUGGUAACAAACCCAGGCGUAAAUAGUAAACCCAUUUGGACGAAUAACAGUGUGGCGAAUAGUAAGAACAUUCUUCCUGGAGGAGCAGGACUUGGGGGAAGCAUCAAUAAUAAGCCCAACAUGAUGAACAGUGCAGGGAGCCAAAAGCAUAACAAUGAGGAAGAGGAUAAUGAUGACUGGGGAGAAUUAGGGGAAGACAAAUAUAUAGACAUUAAUUCCAUUAUUAAAAAGAAGAAUGUUAUUCUGAAUCAGCUAGCUGAUAUGAAUAUGUCCAAAAAGGGAAACGACAAGAACAAGAAAAAGGGCAAGGGGAAGAAGGAUGAUGAACAACCGUUCUUCCUGCCAGGGGCAGAGGCGAGUACGUCACUUGGAGAGAAGAAAAAAAAAAAUAAAAAUAAGAAUAAAAAUGCAAAGGGGGGGGCUGGUAAUAAUAAGGAGAAAGAGAACGACAAAGGUGCGAAAAACGCCAAGGAUGCAAAGAAGGGAAAUACCUGCAGCGAAACGGAUAACAAAAUGAACGAAGUAACCGCAGCAGAUGAUCGAGCAAACGAAACGAAUGAUAAAGCCGUUAUGAAGGACAAAACGAAUGAAGUUGAUAAAAAUGAUGACCCACAGCAACAGCAAAAGGAGGAGAAAAAAGAAGUGACGGAAAAACCAGCCAAAGCUAUAUACGUAUUUAAGAGAAAAGAAAAUAUGUCCCCCCUGGAGUAUAUGGAAAGACAAGUAAAAAGUCUUCUGAACAAAUUAACGGUGGAAAACUUCCCAAUCAUUACAGAAAGGAUGUGCCAAAUUAUGGACUCACGAACCAAUACAGACGAACUUCAAACUGUUGUAAAUGAAGUUAUUAACAAAGCUGUUUUGGAACAUGACUGGUCAGAAAUGUACGCAGAUGUUUGUCAAGCGUUAAAAUGGAGAUCGCCAAAUUUUGAAAUGAAAAAAAAAUCCUCCUUCGAAAUUGCACUAUUAAAAAAAAUCCAAGAAGAAUAUGAAAAUUUACCAAGCACCUUCGAAUCGACCAUGAAGGAAAAAUUAAAAAAUGACGAAAAUGAAGAAGAGCUAAGUUUUGUGGAACAAAAACAAAAGAAAAGAUUAUUUGGAAUUGUAAAAUUGAUAGGAGAAUUAUUUCAAAGACAAAUUGUAUCCAUAUCGAUAGUAAUUAGCAUAGCACAUGAUUUAUUAAUUGCUUUUGAGGAACCAAAGGAAUACUGUAUUGAAGCUUUCCUUCAGCUAAUUUAUUCUACUGGAUUUUUUAUUGAUAAGAUGGAGAAAUAUAAGAACAUUUUAGAUACCUGGUUUGGUCGACUCAAAGAAUUGCAAAGAAAAAAAAUGUAUUCCAAAAGGAUAAAAUUUGUAAUACAAGAUGUUUUCGAUUUAAGAUUAUCCGAAUGGAGAAAGAAGACACAUAAAGAUACAGCCAAAGGAUUGAAUGAAUUGAGAUCCCAACUCGAGACGGAAGAAAUGAUGGGAGGAUCCAUUCAUUUGGCACAACUCGGAAAUAUUGUCAUUGUUGGGGAGAGACAUAAUAUCAGGAACAAUGAAUCCUACUGCAAGUACAUGCAGGAACAGGAGAGACUUAGCAAAGCAAACCAGAGAAAGUGA